Molecule: messenger RNA, 4683 nt
Organism: Sycon ciliatum
Lineage: Eukaryota; Metazoa; Porifera; Calcarea; Leucosolenida; Sycettidae
Product: disintegrin and metalloproteinase domain-containing protein 10-like
Exons: 9
Coding region: 471-3251 (926 amino acids)
Biological process (GO): Notch signaling pathway; membrane protein ectodomain proteolysis
Cellular component (GO): plasma membrane
Molecular function (GO): metalloendopeptidase activity
Source: RefSeq, a predicted model, not a curated record
UAUGGUAAAGGAAAUCAGCUCACAAACACUGCGGGUUUCUUCUGAAGUAACAUUACUAUUCAUUAUAAUAAUUUGUAGUUAGUUCUUCUGAACCCGUCGACGCCGGACGGCCAUCGGUCAAUUCCGAUCUUGGCUCAUAGCCUCAUAGGACGGAAACAGCCAACCGUAGAUCUCUGCUCUCGAUCUCCAGUGCUAGCACUAGCAGACCUGGCUGGGUGGAAAUGCGGCGAAUGCUCCCCUGUUGACUGUUGUCGUGUUGAGAGUGUUGUGUCUGUAAUCCGUGACAGGCGUGCAGUCAGUGAGUCAGUCUGUCUCAGUGUGUGCACGGAUAUACGUGUGCUGACAGGAAGCAGGCAGGACACUGCAGUCGCGCACAGCCCAGCCGGCCUGACACUGGCCCGGUGGGCUGUUCCCAUCCGGAAUCAAGUAGGUGGACCUCUGUGGUUCAUCAGGCUUUCGCCUGCAGCAGCAUGCACGUGUUUCAGUACCAGGAAAGCCAAUUCAGCCGAGACAUCAAGGUCGUAAAUUCCCAUCCAACCAAAAGAAUCCGAAGCGACCAGUUUAGCGAUUGCAGCGCUGAAACCCAAUGUGGCUGUGGAAGUGCUGACAGUAGCGUCAUUGGCAGUAAUGUGAACAUGAACCCUGCUACCACUGGCCAGUCUACUUGUUGCCAGGGCAGGGCGAUGAGGAUUCCAUCAUCACUGCAACAUACUGUACCUAGCGUGGUGGUCCUACUGGUGACCUGUGCUCUGGCUCUGAUGACCAGCACUGGCCUGGCACUCACAACGCACAGACCGCUGAAUGAGUAUGUUUCACAUUAUGAGCCCAUCAAUUAUGACCUGGACAGAGUUGAAAACUCAUUCGCGAUGUGGAAAAGUGAAGCCAAUGAUGUCAACCGACCGCUGUUUUCACUGGACCUGUUCGCUUUUGGCAGAGUAUUUCGCCUUGUGCUGUCGGAAGAUCAGGAGAUUUUGCCUGCGUCCGUUACCCAUCAGGCUGGUGAUGGCCAGCCGUUUGAGUUUGAUUCAUCUCAUCAGCUGGCCGGAUCAAUUCAUGGCGAUGCAGAAAGCCAUGUCCACGGGUUUAUCAGUGCCGGCCGCUUUCGUGGCGUCAUUCGUGCUAGUCAAGAAACCUACCAUGUUGAGCCCAGCGCAGCAUACUUUCCUACACUGCAGCCGUUCCAUUCCAUCAUGUACAGGGAGAGUGACGUGGAUCACGAGAAAUUGCUUCAGGGACGGCCCAUCGACGCACAAACCAUUGCAGAGGAGCACUUUCGGCGGGCAUGGAGCAAGACAGGCGGUGGCCGUUCUCGCCGCGCCGACAGCCCCGAUCUCCUUCUCAAAGUGCAGUGCCGCAUUGCGGUCGCCGGCGAUCACUUCUUUGCCAAGCUAGUUGCUAAGGAAGAGGCCAUCGGCUCCACUGACACUUCCGGUCUGCGCUCUGCCAUGACACGCGUCAUGGCGCUGUACAUUCGCGAGGCAAACAAGAUCCUGCAGACGACGACUUUCCUGGAUACGAGCGGGAGCAAACCGGAAGGCGUCCGCCUGGCCAUUGGCACGGUGGUGACCUUUGUUACCGCCGUGGAGAUGAAGGCGUUCUUUGGUGGCAAGACGAAGCUCGGAGAGGACUUCCUGGGUUCUGGCUCAGUGCUAGAAGAAUGGUCAAAGGAAAACUGGGGCUCAUUCUGCCUCUCACACCUGUUCACCAACCGACAGUUUUCUGGUGGAAUUCUCGGCCUGGCGUAUGUCGGCGGCGUCUGCACCAAGUUUAGCACUACGAGAAAGCAGUCGACGAACACUGGUCUCGUGACACUGACCAACGAAGGCAACCGCCUUCCCUCCUCGAUGUCCUGGCUUGUCUAUCUGCACGAAGUUGGCCAUAACCUGGGUGCUAAGCAUGACAAGGCUGCGGAGUGUCUGCCGACCGACAGCAAGGGAGGCAAGUACAUCAUGUUUGAGAAUGCCAACGACGGCUCACUGGCCAACAACAGGAUGUUCUCGUCGUGCAGCAAGACCAGCAUUGCCGGUCAGCUGCGAAGCAAAGGCUUCGUGGAGGAUGGCUGCUUUGAGUUCGCGUCGAACGGCUCCAUCUGCGGCAAUAACGUACGCGAGAAUGAAGAGCAGUGUGACUGCGGUUUGGCCAGUCAAUGUCUCAAGGAACACUUCUGCUGCACGAACAAGUGCUUGUUGAGACCAGGCGUAGCUUGCUCGCCACAGCAAGGGCCCUGCUGUAGCUCCAGCACAUGCAGUUUCGUUCUGAGCAGCAGCAAUGUGACGUGCAGCGAGCCGCACGAGUGCAGGAUAGGCCUGUCAGUGUGCAAUGGCACCACCAGCACUUGUCCUGUCACACCACCGAAAUCAGACGGCACAGUCUGCAACAAAGGCCGUGCCUCUUGCAAGGAUGGGGAGUGCACGGACUCGCUGUGCGCGCACUUUGGCACAAAGCGCUGCUUCUGCGGGCAGCCUUCACAGUGCCACGUGUGCUGCAUGCACGAGGGAAAGUGCCGCACGCUGGACUCGCUGUCGGCCGCGACUCCGCAGCGCUUCAACGUCACCGGCCUGGAGCUGUUCCUGCCGCCCGGAGCGCCUUGCAACGACUUCGCCGGCUCGUGUAACUUUCUCCACGUCUGCCGGCAGCUGAGCGAUAGCAGUGCCCUCCUCGACGUACACAACUUUCUCUUCAGCGCAUCCACGUACGAGGCUGCGUACCUAUGGAUCAAGGCCAACUGGUGGAUUGUGAUAUUGUCCGGAUUUGGUUUGGUGGUACUUUUCAGCAUUGUUAUCUACCAGUGUUCAUACAAAACGCCGCAAAAGAUAUUGCGUGUGCGCAAUUCGCACCGCAUGCCACAGUCCGGUCCCUCCAAUGCGCCGCGCCGGACUUCCUCCUCCGACCCGCCAGGCAAACAGAGUGCCACCUCGUCGCGGCACGGUACAUCCAAACAGCCACAUAAUAGCUCCUCGGCAACAUCACAAAAUGCCACCAGUGUGUCACGCCAACAGUCGACAGCAACCCAUCUCUCGAACACAACACGCAGCGGUGUGUUCAGUGCCUCGCGGCAGCGUUCGACAACAACUCCCGAUCUGUACGAGGCAUCGCGGCAAGGUACUUUCGACGAGGCACAACAGUCAUCCAAGAAUUCCUCACAACGGCACAGUACGUUUGGUUCGUCACCGCGCCCACCACCAGCUUCUUCAAAUCGCUGUCCAACGCCGCUUAAAAAACAAGUCACUGUCAUGUCAGAUCUUCUUUAGGCAAGUCUAUGUGUGAUAUCUACAGCACACACACACACACACACACACACACACACACACACACACACACACACACACACACACACACACACACACACAGUCAACGCAUUCAGCGCAGUCCUUGGUUUCCUUGUUUACCUGGACUGCUUUGCACCUGAUCAUACCUGGUUAUGACCUGGGCAUUUGCCUCAGCAGUCUCGUGUCAUGCAACGGAAGCGUUCCAAGGCCCAAAGUGGUAUGCGUGCUUCAGUUUAUCCCUCAACAGUGAGAGGAAGUUGCGACGUGUCCUCCUAAGGUCUCGUACUGCAUAUCUGCGCAUACGCUUCGAAUUACAUCGACAUCAUCCGUGGUGUUUUCUACGUAUGUGUUCUUGUAGCAAUGUUUGCACAUGCCCUGGUCGACUUCUUUUGCCUACAUAUGCAAUUCUCAAUUCCAAGAAGACACUCGCUGUGCGCUCUCCUCUCAUGCACAUAUACAUGCACCUGUCAAUCAUGGAGAUGAUGUCACCGGCUGCCAACCCAGGCUAUUGCCCUUCAAUUAGACUGCAGAUGCCAGUGCCAGUGCUGGUGCUGGUGCGAACGCCUGUACCUGGGUAUACACAGCUUUGCUGGUCAGUGUGUGUUCAACUGCUGCUCUUGCAGUCUCUUUUGUUGCUGGUUUCUUCGUUUUGUUGAUUAACGCCGUUCCUUGUGUGUGUGUGUGUGUGUGUGUGUGUGGUGUGUGUGGUGUGUGUGUGUGUGUGUGUGUGUGUGUGUGUGUGUGUGUGUGUGUGCGUGCGUGCGCUCCCAACACUGCCACAGAACAUGCUGUAAAUACAAUGUAUCUCUACGAAUCUUGAACUUUCAUAGCAUUGAAUUCUCUUUUACAUGGUCAUACUCAGUGUAUGUUUGCCUUUAUCUGGCGAGGAACACUUUCAUAUUUUUACAAAAAUGAUAUUGCAUCUCCACCAAUAUAUUUCAUAUUCUUUUAGACAAAGUGUCUGAAGUCUCUGCUGCAUAUUCUUUUAUCCAAAAGAGUUCUGAUGUGAAUCACACCUUUUUUUAUCAUUUGUUUGCUCCCCCAUUUCUUUCUCUUGCCAGUGUUUCCGCACAUCAUAGUGUUUGUACAGCUUGUCCCUGUUUUACUGUUCAUGCAGCUUUGUUAGGGUCCGUUUCAUCACUGGUGAUGGUAAUGUGGCUAUGGACACUUUUUCAAGUUUUUUGUCCGCAUUUGUUCUCAAUUCCUGGAGACGGCAACGUGACCAUGAACACUGUUUUGUCUACAUUUGUUCUCCGGCAAUUUCUGGUGCUUGUAAUGUGGCUAUGAACAUUAUUUUGUCCACACGUUUGUUCUCAAUUCCUUUUUACCUCUUCUUCACGUUGCUCACAAUUAUUUGUAUUGGCACACAAUGUUCGGUCACUGAAUAUAGAAAUGUGGUAACAACACGAGCACA